Messenger RNA from Candoia aspera, 11847 nucleotides. RefSeq names its product lysosomal trafficking regulator (gene LYST). NCBI's taxonomy places the organism in Eukaryota, Metazoa, Chordata, Lepidosauria, Squamata, Candoiidae. The transcript has 52 exons. The record is from RefSeq and is a predicted model, not a curated record. Bases 93 to 11435 code for a protein of 3780 amino acids. Gene Ontology annotation, molecular function: protein binding.
CAGGUCAGUCACUAACAGACAGACUGAGAACAUACCUAUUUGACACUUCAUAGUAUACCAUCCAUGCGAGAGGAAGUGUAAUCUGCUCAGACAUGAGCAGUGCUAGUAACUCUCUGGCACGAGAGUUUUUGUCCGAUGUCAGCCAUCUUUGCAAUGCAGUGGACCAAAGGGUGGAAGCCAGGGAGGAAGAGGAAGAGAAAACGCACAUAGCUGCGCUUGGGCAAUAUCUUAUCCAAGGUCGUGGAUUCAUUUUGCUUACUAAACUUAAUUCCAUAAUUGACCAGGAGCUUACCUGUCGAGAAGACCUUCUGACUCUCCUUCUAUCACUUCUGCCGCUAGUGUGGAAAAUACCUGUAGAAAAAGAAAAGGCCACAGAUUUUAAUCUGCCCUUCUCUGCUGAAAUAUGUUUGACCAAAGAGUCAACCCUAAGUUCUCCCAAACCUACUCAGGAAAAACAAAAUAUAGGAGAGAAUUUUAAUCUGUCUGCUCAGGCUUCUGUAAAGCUAAAUUCUUCUUGGAAGAACAGACGUCAGCGCAAAACUACUCAUCGAUAUUCUGUGAGGGAUGCAAGGAAAUCCCAAAUCUCCACCUCUGAUUCAGAAGGCAAUUCGGAUGAGAAGACUAGCACGAUGAUGAGGCACAGGAGACCGCAGCUUCUGCAGCCUUUUCUAACAAACCAAUCUAAAGAUCGAUCUGUUACAAGUAGAUGUAACUUUGUAGAAACUGAAAUGGCCCAGAGCUGUAAUUCUGGGAGGGAGAAUGCAAACUCCAAACAGUUCAUUCCAGUUCAAGAAAGUAUUGUUCAGGCUUCAGAUGAGCCAGUUACAUCAUCUGUCAGUUGUCUAGACAACUCUCCCUUUGAUUUGUGCCACGUCUUACUGUCAUUGCUAGAGAAAAUAUGUAAGUUUGAUAUUGCAUUGAACCACAAGUCUGCUCUGGCAGCCAGUGUGAUAGGCACACUAACGGAAUUCUUGUCUAAACUUGGAGAUGGUUACAAUAUAAAUAAUGCUGCUGAAAAUGAAGCUGUUUCAUCAUGUUGGACAGAAGAAUCAGUUGCACUGGUUCAGAGGAUGCUCUUUAGGACAGUGCUACAUCUUAUGGCAAUGGAUGUUAAUAAUGCUGACACUAUGCCUGGCAAUUUGAGAAAAAAUCUUACUGAUUUACUUAAAGCAGCCUUAAAAGUGAAAUGUAUUCUAGAUACACUAUGUGAUCCUUUUGCUUCAAGACCACAAGGAACUUUACAAAACGUAAUUCAGGCUGACCUUUUCUCACAGUAUCGUCACAGAUUCCUCCUUUUGCCUGAGUUCAUAGAAGGAGUUCUGCAAAUUCUAAUCUGCUGCCUUCAGAGUGCAGCCUCUAAUCCAAAUUAUUUUAGCCAAGCAAUGGAUCUGGUUCAUGAAUUCAUACAGCAGCAGGGUUUCAAACUGUUCGAAACCACAGUACUCCAGAUGGAAGGAUUGGCUGCAAGGAGCACAGAAGUCAACACAGAAGCGCCAGAGUAUCUCAAAGCCCUCAUCAACAGCAUUAUGAAAAUAAUCAGCACUAUCAAAAAGGUGAAAUCGGAACAACUUCAUCAGUCUGUGUGUACAAGAAAACGACACAGACGAUGUGAGUAUUCCCACUUCAUGCAUCACCACAGAGAUCUCUCAGGAUUGCCAGUUUCUACUUUUAAAAAUCAAGCUUCUAAGAGUCCUUUUGAAGAAACAGCUGAUGGGGAAGUUCAUUAUCCUGACCGGUGUUGCUGCAUUGCUGUUUGUGCUCACCAGUGUCUGAGGUUGCUGCAGCAACUUUCUCUGAACAGUACAUGUUUUCAGAUCUUAACUGGUAUCCAUAAUGUAGGCAUAUGUUGUUGCAUGGAUCCCAAAUCAGUAAUUAGCCCCUUGCUUCAUUCCUUCAGAUCACAAAUAUUUAAGAACUUUCAGCCACAUAUAUUAAGCAUCCUUAAUAAGUUUAUUUUAGAUCAACUGGGAGGAUUGCAAAUUUCUCAGAAAGUGACACAUGCCUCUUGCAACAUCUGUAGCAUUGACUGUGAUCAACUUGCAGAACUUGAUGAUUUCUUACAUGGGAAUGCUACUGAAGUAUCAGCAUCAAGUUCAUCAGCUCCAUAUAGGUUUCAAGGAAUUUUGCCUAGCAGAGGAUCUGAAGAUAUGUUUCUGAAAUGGGAUGCCUUGGAGGAAUAUCAGAGCCUUGUUUUUGAGGAUGACGACAAACUGCGUUGCAUGCAGAUUGCUAGUCAUAUUUGUAAUUUGAUCCAAAAAGGCAAUGAGAUUAUUCAGUGGAAACUAUACAGUUAUAUAUUCAGCCCAGUUCUCCAGAGAGGUGUUGAAUUGGCUCAUUACUCCCAACAAACUGGUGCAACUACUGUUUUUAGUCAAGCAAGUGGCUAUCAAAAAGGAUGUUUGCCUCAGGAAGUCCUUCAAAUCUAUUUACAGACUCUACCAAUACUGUUUAAAUCCAGAAUAAUACGAGAAUUAUUUUUAAGCUGUAACGGAAUAAAUCAAAUGACUGAAUUAAAUUACUUGGACAGUGUGAGAACAUACUCGCUGAAAGUAUUUGAAACAUUAAUAUUUUCCUUUGGAGACCAGCAGACAGAUCAACUGAUGCCAGAUGUCAGUGGUUUGGACAGUGAAGAAAAAGUGCCUGCCUUAGACUUGGGUGUUUCUGUUCAUAGACAGCAAAUGGUUUCAGAUGUGCCUCAGAGCCUAAGUAAAUUUUAUGCUAGGCUCAAAGAAGUCUAUCCAAAAAAGAAGAAAUCAGUCAGUCAAGAUGCUCACAUCAACAUGAUAAACAUACUUCUCUGUGUUGCUUUUUUAUGCGUAAGUAAGGAAGCAGAGGCUGAUCAGGAUUCAACAAAUGAUUCUGAAGACACUUCAGGUUAUGACAGUACAGCUAGUGAACCUUUCAGCAAUAAGCUGCCACGUCUGUCAUUUGAGAGUUUGUCUUUACCUUCCUUAGAACAUAUACACAGGGCAGCAGAUAUUUGGUCAAUGUGUCGUUGGAUUUAUUUGUGCAGUGCAGUGUUCCAAAGACAGUUCCAUAGACUUGGUGGCUUCGAAGUAUGUCACAGAUUAAUAGCUAUGAUUAUUGAGAAACUUGGCAAGAAAGGAGAAAAGGAAGAAGGUGAGCAGGAGAAACCUAUUGAAUUUCUUUUUGAAAAUUGCUCAUCGCAAUCGAUACUGAACAAUGAGAAAGGGCAGUCAGACCAUAAUAAUACUGAUGGAAAUCUUGACAAAAUAGGUCAACAGAAACAACUAUCUUACCAGCAUUCAAAUGCAGAGCAAGCUUCAGUUGAUGGCACUGCAGAAUCAAAAAAUGUCUUAAUGCAAGAAAAUGACUGGUCACUGCAAGGUAUACGACUUUUGGAAGCUCUGCUGGCAAUUUGUUUACACAGUGCAAAUAAUUUCCAGCAGAAGACUGAAAUGGAGUCUCUUCUUCAGAACAUUUGUGUGGAAGACAUUUUACUUGAAAUGAAGGAACAGCUUGCAAAAGCUAGAAUAAUGGAAACAGACUUGGUGAAGCCUUUAUUUGAUUCUUUGCUUCGAGUUGCAUUGGGAACAUAUUUUACUGAUCUGGAUCAUUCUGAAGAAAAGAAAGAAAAGAUCCAUCAGCCUGAAAAGGAGCCUGCAUCUCGGCCUGGUGAUAUAUCUGAAGAAGCUGAUGAGUCACAGUGCUGUUGUUUUAAAUUUUUUGCUGAAGAAAAAGGCUAUGAUGCUGAUAGUGAAAGUAAUUCUGAUGACAAUGAAAGCAAGGAUGAAGGAACAGACAUUAAAAGAGAGAAAGGAUGUUUUGGCUAUUGCAAUAUUCCUAGUGAUCUUGCUGAAAACAUUAUUCAAGGAGAACUGAUAUAUCCUGAACUAUGUAUGCUGGAAUUACAUUUACUUUCUGUUGGCAGUCCAAGCCUAGAUGUGCUCACUCAUGUCUUCCACAGCUUCUUGAAAGUAGUCAGGUUGAAGGAAAAAAAUGCAACAUUACUAAUGCAACAGGGAGCUAUAAAGAGCCUUCUGGGCGGAUUCCUCCAUGUAUUAACACAAACAGAUUCCAGUUUUCAUGUAUGUCAGAAAAUAUUAGUGGAUCUGCUGGUUUUUCUGAUGAGCUCAAGUACAUCUUCAGAAGAGCUCACACUUCUUCUAAGGAUCUUUUUAGAAAAAACACCUUCUACGGGUAUUCUCCUUAAAGGAAUCCUAAAGAUUUUGGAGGCAAUUACCGGGAUGAGGCCUUUACAGCAUAUUGUAUUUCCUUUGCACCAAAUUCCAAGUUUAGGAAGCAGCCCUUGCCAAAAACCAGUGCCCACACUCAGCAGCAAAACUGUAGCAUUACUAAGGCGAGCAAAAUUAGUCCCGUCAAAGAAAGAACCAGAGGGUGAGAGUUUGCCACACCAUCUUCUCUCUCCAUGGCAUGUGGCUCCAGUCCAUCUGCCGCUGGUGGGGCAAAAUUGUUGGCCACAUAUGUCUGAAGGAUUCAGUAUCUCCUUGUGGUUUAGCGCUGAAUGUAUUCACAGAGCAGGCAGUUCCUUGGAGAAAGGCAAAAGAAUGAAAAGAAGGAGCAGGUCACUAAUUUCACAUGACAGCAGUUUUGAUGAACCAGAAGAAAGCAAACCUGGAUUUGAUUACCUCAAUUUGGGAGACAAACUUCUUGAAGAUGGCUGCCUUCAUAUAUUUUCAUUGGGCUCCAAAGCAUUGAUGAUACAAGUCUGGGCUAAUGUGAACUCAGGAGCUUUCACAUUUCGUAUGUGUAUGGAUCCAAAUGAUGAAAUGAAAGCUGGAUUAUUAGCGCAAGCUGAAACACCAGAGAAUACUUUUCUUGUAGGCAAAUGGCAGCAUUUGGCACUAACAUACAUUGAACAACCAGAAAACAAGAAAAACAUCCAUGGAACUCUCUCUCUGUGGAUUUGUGGACAGAGAAAACCUGACAUUUGUUUAGAUUAUACACUUCCAAGAAAAAUGAGUUUGUCAUCCGACUGUAAUAAGACAUUCUGUAUGACAGGCCAUUAUACAUCAUCCCAAGAUGAUAUUUUGCAGUUGACUGGAAGAUGGAGCCUUGGAAAUUUGCUUCUCUUCAAUGGUGCAACAAUUGGUCCUGAAGAAGCAUUUUAUCUCUAUGCUUGUGGACCAGAUUUCACUUCUAUAAUGCCAUGUAAAUAUGGCAAACCAAUAACUAAUUAUUCCAAAUAUAUAGAUAAAGAGAUUCUACAGUGUGAACAAAUCAAAGAACUUCUGAUGACAAAAAAAGAAGUAGACACUGGGCCUUUAACUGAAAACCUUGCUACAGUUUACACCACUUGCUGCCCUGGUUACUACACAAUCUAUGAACCAGUAAUCAGACUUAAAGGCCAAACAAAAACCAUUCCUUCUCAACGACCUUUCAGUUCAAAAGAAGUACAAAGCAAUUUAUCAGAUCCUGAUUAUCUGAAAAUGCUGCAGCCUGCUGAAUACAAAGGUCUCCAAGGCAUACUUCAUGAGAUUGGUGGAAUUGGAUCAUUUGUCUUUCUUUUUGCCAGAGUUGUAGAGAUCAGCAGUUGUGAAGAAACACAAGCUUUAGCUCUGAAAGUUAUCCUUGCCUUAACAAAACACAAUCAACAGAGAAUACAUGAGUUAGAAAACUGCAAUGGUUAUUCAAUGAUUCAUCAGGUGUUGAUAAAGUCAGAGUGUAUUGUUGGAUUUCACAUUUUGCAGACUCUUCUUGAAGGAUGCUGCAAUGAGAAAAUGAUCCAUCUAAAUGAGAAUGGACAAUUUGUACUUGAUGUGGAAUCUAGAGCAAUUAUCCAGGAUGUUAAAUUGUUGGAAGAGCUACUGUUUGAUUGGAAGAUAUGGUCUAAAGCCCAGCCAGGGGUGUGGAAAACACUGUUAUCAGCUCUAGAAACGCUUAUCCAAGAUAAUCACUGGCAACAGCUAUUUAACAUUAAACAACUUCUUAAAGCUCAAGUUGUGCAUCAUUUGUUGCGAACGUGUCAAGUUCUGCAGGAGCACAAAGAAGAACAUUUCACAUCUAUUCCUUCAGAAGUUUGCAAAUCAUUUGUGAAAAUAAUUGAAGAAGUGCUUGGAUGUCCACCAGAUUUGGAACUGCUGACACUGAUCUUCAAUUUCCUUGUAGCAGUUCACCCUGCUACCAACACAUAUGUUUGUCACAAUCCCAGAGACUUCUAUUUUACUUUGCAUAUAGAUGGCAACAUUUUUCAAGAGAAGGUUCAAUCCAUCAUGUAUAUGAGGAAUUCCAGUAGUGGUGGAAAAUCUGUUGACAGUCCAGCUUUGGCUAGGAUGAGCCCAGCUAGAUUUUCUGCUGUCCGACAAGGAAAUGAUUCUUCUGAAGCAAGCAACUCACAAAAAACAGUUCAUCGGGUACCUGAAAGGCUCUGUAAAAGCUUACCAUCAACUCCUGCAUCCUCUCCCAGAAUGCAUCAAGGAGGUUUCUUUAGGAAUAUAGGCAGGAGUGCUGAGAAUCUUCAUGAAGUUACAGAGCCUAAUGGAAUUGAGCCACUGCAGAAAAGCAGUUUGGUAAAGCACCCAGAAGCCUUUAAAAGGAUUCAGGAGGAGCAUUUCAUUAGUAGUUGUGAAUCUGCAAAAACAGUUGUAGGCUUGGAAGAAGUAACACCUGCUGAGACACUGGGUAUUUCAAGAGAAGAGGUAGAAUUGUUAGAUAAAACCUCUGAGAACCAUGAAACAAUCCCAGGAGUGAAACAUAGUGAAGAUGAUGUUAUUCCUGAGUUAUCUCUGAAGCGGCCUGACAAUCUGAAGGGAUUGUCUCCUAUACAGAAAAGCCAUGGCAAUUUUGCAGGGUUGGGAUUAGCCUUCUCCAUUCACAGUGGAGCUACUAUUGCUCGGUGGCCAAGCUGUAAGAAUGUGCCUUCAGAAGAUUGGGAACAUCUCACCUUUUCUUCAGCUAACACAUGGGCUCCACUAAAAUUCGAAAGCAUGUCCAAUAGAUCAACAGAAGAUUGUCUCGUACUCAUAUGCCAUGGUCUUUAUCACCUUCUGCGAAGAAUUCUUUUAAUUUUGCCAGAUGUCAUGCUUCCAGAUGUAUUGGACAAGCUGAUUCAGCCAGACAUUCUCAUAGUUCUUGUGAACCAUCCAUCUACUCUCAUUCAGCAAGGAGUCAUUAAACUUUUGAACACCUAUUUCAACAGAGCAACUAGAGAACAAAAGGAGAAGUUCUUGAAGAAUCGAGGUUUCUCCUUGUUAGCAAAUCAGCUGUAUCUUCACCAAGGAACUAAGGAACUUAUGGAAUGCUUUGUAGAAAUGCUUUUUGGUCGAUCAGUUGGCCUGGAUGAAGACUUUGAUCUAGAAGAUGUAAAAAACGCUGGACUUUUUCAAAAGUGGUGUAUAAUUCCUGUUCUGGGCCUUAUUGAGAAUUCCCUCCAUGAUUGCAUCCUGUUGCACAACUCCUUUUGUUUCCUGCUGCAAAUCAUAAAUUCUUGUUCUAAAAUGGCAGACAUGCUGCUGGAUAACGGCUUGUUGUAUGUGCUCUGUAAUACUUUAGCAACCCUUAAUGGACUCGAAGCCAACAUUCUCUCAGAUGACUCCACAUUACUUGUGUGUGAUAUACAGCAGCUACUUGCAGCAGUGACAAUCCAUGCCUGCAGUUGUUCAGGAUCACAAUAUUUUCGGAUUAUUGAAGAUCUCAUGGUGUUACUUGCACAUCUGCAGAUGAGCAAGAAUGAAAGAACACAGAAAAUGGCAGUUAGUUUGCAAUUCUUAGUCCUACAAUCAGCUGUAAAGUAUAUCAAAACUGUAGGAAAUCAAGAUUCAGAGAAUUUAAGCAACUCAUUCCAUUUAUCAGUUGCAGACCAUCAGGCUGUAUUUCAAAAACGUAAAAGCAUUGCUGCACCUAGAACAUUUUCUAUUGCUCACUUUGAGACAUUGCUAAUGAGAAUGCGUACAAUUGCAAGUGAGGAACUGAAUUUUAUGAUGCAGCGUAGAAUGAGUCAAGACAGCUCUGUUUGUGCCACUGAAGCAGAGCUUAUACAGAGGUUACAGAGGAUUACUGUACUAACAACCAAUAGAUUCAUGUAUCAAGACCUUUCUGAAAAUUGCCUUGAAAUGAUUGAGGCUCCAUUCCAGAAUAGAUCUUCACUUUCCCAAAUGGACAAGACUGAAAAGGAGGAUGAACAGAAGCAACUUACCCCAAAAAACACUUUCUUGAGGGAAAUGUUUAAAAUAAUGAUUGAAGGAAUUGGAUUAUCUGUUGGCACUACCAGGUUAAGCACCCCCAAGCAACAGUGGAAGAAAAUUCUCUUGUCUUGUAAGGAUACUUUUCGAGUGCAGCUUGGACGACUGCUUGUGCAUGCUUUGUCUCCAGCACGCUCUUUGCAAGAAAGAAAGGACACUUUGGAAUUCUUACAUGAAAUAAACCACCAAGAGAUUUUGCGAGACUGUUUAAGUACAACUUUGCAACAUGGGCCUAAGCUGUCACUUUACUUAUUUGAAUUAAUGCAUGAUCACAAAGAUGAAUUAACAAAAGAAGAACAGAUAUCGGUUGGAGCAUUCAUGAACACAUUAAAACUUUGUGGUUACAAAUACAUUCCUCUCAAUGCACCACCAAAGCCUGACCUCAUAAAAGCAAUGAAAGAGGACCAUAAGAAAUAUGUGGGUGAAGAAGAUGUGAAUAAAGCUGCUUGGGAAAAGAUAAUGGCCAACAACCGGCAAACUCUGUUUCAGCGCCUGGAUGCAAAGUCAAAGGAGAUUUCUAAAAUUGCAGGGGACAUCACCCAGGCUGCCUCUCUAUCCCAGGGAAUGGAAAGAAAGAAGGUGAUUCAGCACAUCAGGGGGAUGUAUAAGACAGACUUAAGUGCCAGCAGACACUGGCAGGAGCUCAUUCAGCAGUUUACACACGAUAGGGCUCUUUGGUAUGACCCGGCCUCCUACCCAACGUCUUGGCAGUUAGACCCAACCGAAGGACCUAACAGGGAGAGGCGCCGCUUGCAGAGGUGCUACUUAACUAUUCCAAAUAAAUACCUCCUCAAAGACAGACAAAAAGUGGAAGAGGUUCUUAAGCCCCCUCUGGCUUACCUGUUUGAAGACAAAACGCAUUCAUCUCACUCUUCUACAGUGAAAGAUAAAGCUGCCAGUGAGCAUAUAAGAGUUAAUCGAAGAUGUAUAAAUGUGGCCCCAUCUAGAGAGACUCCAGGCGAAUUGCUACUAGGCAAGUGUGGAAUGUAUUUUGUGGAAGACAAUGCUUCUGAAAUUAUUGAAAAUUCAAGUUUUCAUGGAGAAACUGAGCCAGCAUCAUUUUCUUGGACAUUUGAAGAAAUUAAAGAAGUACACAAGCGUUGGUGGCAAUUAAGAGAUAAUGCUGUAGAAAUAUUUUUAACGAAUGGCAGAACGUUACUAUUGGCUUUUGACAACACAAAGGUGCGGGAUGACGUGUACCACAAUAUCCUAACAAACAAUCUUCCUAAUCUCUUGGAGUAUGGCAAUAUUACUGCAUUAACCCACCUGUGGUAUACAGGACAGAUCACUAAUUUUGAAUACCUCACUCACUUAAACAAACAUGCUGGGCGUUCCUUCAACGAUCUCAUGCAGUAUCCAGUAUUUCCCUUUAUACUUUCCGACUAUACUAGUGAAACAUUGGACUUAAAUGACCCAUCUGUUUAUAGAAAUUUGAUCAAACCAAUAGCUGUACAAUCAAAAGAAAAGGAAGAUCGUUAUGUGGACACUUACAAGUACCUAGAAGAAGAAUACCGUAAAGGAGCUAGAGAAGAUGAUCCAAUGCCUCCCGUACAGCCUUAUCAUUAUGGAUCUCAUUACUCAAAUAGUGGAACAGUUCUUCACUUUCUGGUUAGAAUGCCUCCUUUCACAAAGAUGUUUUUAGCUUAUCAAGAUCAGAGCUUUGAUAUUCCAGACAGAACCUUCCAUUCUACUAACACAACCUGGCGCCUUUCAUCAUAUGAAUCCAUGACUGAUGUAAAGGAACUCAUCCCAGAAUUUUUCUAUCUUCCUGAGUUUUUAGUUAACAGGGAAGGUUUUGAUUUUGGGGUACGUCAGAAUGGUGAAAGAGUAAACCAUGUGAACCUCCCACCAUGGGCUCGAAAUGAUCCAAGAUUAUUUAUCCUGAUCCACCGUCAAGCUUUAGAGUCUGAUCAUGUUUCCCAAACCAUCUGCCAUUGGAUUGAUUUAGUAUUUGGGUAUAAACAAAAAGGCAAGGCCUCAGUUCAAGCUAUUAAUGUCUUUCACCCUGCUACAUAUUUUGGAAUGGAUGUGUCAGCUGUUGAAGAUCCAGUCCAAAGAAGAGCUCUAGAGACUAUGAUAAAAACAUAUGGGCAGACCCCUCGCCAGCUGUUCCACAAUGCACACGUCAGCAGACCUGGAUCGAAGCUUAUCAUAGAAGGAGAACUCCCUGCUGCAAUGGGAUUAUUAGUGCAGUUUGCAUUCCGAGAAACAAGGGAGCAUGCUAAAGAGAUUGUCUAUCCAAGUCCUUUACCUUGGAUCAAAGGCUUAAAAUGGGGGGAAUAUGUAGGUUCCCCCAGUGCCCCCGAUCCGGUUGUCUGCUUUAGUCAGCCACAUGGAGAAAGAUUUGGCUCCUUGCAGGCUUUACCAACUAGAGCAAUUUGUGGUUUGUCCCGAAAAUUUUGCCUCCUGAUGAUCUAUAGCAAAGAGCAAGGUGUUAGAAGCAUGCACAGUACAGAUAUCCAGUGGUCGGCCAUUCUGAGUUGGGGAUAUGCAGACAAUAUCUUAAGAUUAAAAAGCAAGCAAAGUGAACCUCCAGUAAACUUUAUACAGAGCUCACAGUUUCACCAGGUAACAAGUUGUGCCUGGGUGCCAGACAGUUGUCAACUUUUUACUGGUAGCAAAUGUGGAGUUAUCACAGCAUACAUGAACAGAUUCACUAGUAGUACUCCCUCUGAAAUUGACAUGGAGUCUCAGAUGCAUCUGUAUGGGCACACUGCAGAGGUCACCAGCUUGCUAGUCUGCAAACCCUAUAGUAUCAUGAUAAGUGUGAGCAAAGAUGGAACCUGCAUCAUAUGGGAUUUGAACAGGCUCUGCUAUGUGCAAAGUCUUGCUGGGCACAAAAGUCCUGUCACGGCAGUGUCUGCUAGCGAAACAACAGGGGACAUUGCAACUGUUUGUGAUUCAGUUGGUGGUGGUAGUGAUCUCAGACUCUGGACUGUCAAUGGUGACCUGGUGGGACAUGUGCAUUGCAGAGAAAUCAUAUGCUCUGUUGCUUUCUCCAACCAGCCUGAAGGAGUCUCUAUCAAUGUGAUUGCUGGAGGGCUAGAAAAUGGAGUUGUGAGAUUGUGGAGCACAUGGGAUUUGAAACCUGUGCGGGAAAUUACAUUUCCUAAAUCAAAUAAACCAAUUGUCAGCCUUACCUUUUCGUGUGAUGGCCAUCAUUUGUACACAGCAAAUAAUGAAGGAACAGUGAUCUCUUGGUGUCGCAAGGACCAACAGCGCUUGAAGCUUCCUAUGUUCUACUCAUUCCUUAGCAGCUAUGCAGCUGGUUGACAGCUCUGCAGGCUUCUCACCCUUAGUAAAUUAUGAAGCACUUUCAACACAGAGUGGACUGUGGAGCCUCUUUGGUUUUGCUAGAUUUUGAAGUACAUUAAAUGACUUUACCAUCAGCAAGUAGAUCAUUGAUGACGUCAAGGAAAGGCUGCUAUGUAUGCUCAUGCACCAAAUUUAUAAACCACAUCACAGUGAUAGGAACAUUCUGGCUUGCCUUUUUUGGUACCAAGAGGAUGCUUAGGGCGCUAACCCAGAAGUAUGUAUGCUGCAAUAUGUUAUGUAACAUAAACAUAUUUUUAUGGAUAAUUUCCUGGACACCCAUAUUCUGUAUCUUGAAGCACUAGUGGUAACUUUUGCUUAUUUGUGAUGUAAAAAUAUAAUUAAAAUACUUCAAAGGUUUAUAUAAAUACCA